UAGGAACCCAACUAUGCUGCUAGAAUUUCUUGUGCAGCGUAAUAUGUAGAUACGGUCUACUGCCCCCGUAUUGGUAUUCGCAUACGCCGUUCACUACGAAGUACACCGUACACCGCCGCUUCCACGUAUACGCGCAGGCGCGGGCGCGGCCCCCAUCGCACGAGUCGUGCUCCGCUUCCGCUUCCCUUCGCCUCGCGCACCGAUGGACCCCGCGCCAGCGCCGCCGCCCCCAUUCGCCGUGCACCUCGUCACCGGCGGCGGGUCCUCGCCGGAGCUUUCCCUCCUACUCCGCUCCCUCGCCGCAUCCCGCGUCGUCGCCCUUGACGCAGAGUGGAAGCCGCGCCGCCGCGGUAGCCCUGCCGCUGCCGCCCCUGCGGCCCUGGGCGACGGCAGCACGUCGCUGGCGUUAGAGGCAUCUCCAGCGCCGCCGAAGUUCCCGACGGUGACGCUGCUCCAGGUGGCCUGCCGCUUCGGCGAUGGAAGUGAGGGCGAGCGCAGCGAGGUGUUUGUCGUCGACCUCCUCUCCGUUCCGCUCGCCGACCUGUGGGCGCCCCUGCGAGAGCUGUUCGAGCGGCCUGAUGCGCUGAAGCUGGGGUUCAGGUUUAAGCAGGACCUGGUGUACCUCUCCGCCACAUUCUCCGCUGCCCUCGGGUGCGACUCCGGAUUCGAUAGGGUGGAGCCUUUCUUGGAUGUCACCAACAUUUAUUACUACCUCAAGGGCCAUGACAGGCAGAAGAAGCUUCCAAAGGAGACCAAGAGUUUGGCAACUAUUUGUGAAGAGCUGCUCAGUGUCUUUUUAUCCAAGGAACUCCAAUGUAGUGAUUGGUCAUGCCGUCCCUUGAGCGAGGGGCAAAUACAAUAUGCUGCAUCAGAUGCCUACUACUUGCUAGGCAUAUUUGAUCUGUUCCAAAAAAAGAUCACAAUGGAAGGACAAUGUUCAUCGACAACAGAACUUACUUUAGACAGGCAUUUCUCACCAGUGGUGAUAGAAUGCUCUUCUUCUGGAUAUGACAUAUGCUCGGGUAGUUGUUUGAUGUCCAUAGUAACCAAGUACAGCGAGAAGAUAAUUUUGACAGAAUCUGAUGCAAAACAACGUACCUCAAGACGAAAAGAAAAACUGAAGAUUCCUGCCAAUGCCAAAUGCAAAGAUAAAGUGGAUUGCAGUAGUGAAUGGCAGGGCCCCCCUCCAUGGGAUCCUUCCAUUGGUGGGGAUGGAUACCCGAAGUUCUUGUGUGAUGUAAUGAUUGAGGGCCUAGCUAAGCACUUGAGAUGUGUUGGAAUAGAUGCUGCAAUUCCAUCUUCAAGGAAACCUGAACCAAGCCUCCUGGCGGUCCCCGUAGGGAUCAAGAACAAGGCGGUCGUGGACAAGCUGGUGUCCAAGUUCCUCGCCGCCGACGACGACUUCACCGUGAUGCUGUUCCACUACGACGGCGCGGUGGAGCAGUGGGGCGACCUGGAGUGGUCGGGCCGGGCGGUGCACGUGGCGGCGCGAGGGCAGACCAAGUGGUGGUUCGCCAAGCGGUUCCUGCACCCGGACGUGGUGGCGGAGUACGACUACGUCUUCGUGUGGGACGAGGACGUCGAGGUCGACGCCUUCGACCCCGUCAGGUACCUCGACGUCGUGCGGAGGGAGGGCCUCGAGGUGUCGCAGCCGGCGCUGGACCGCCGCUCCGAGAUCCACCACGCCAUCACGGCGCGCGCGCUGCUGCCGACGGCGGACGGCGUGCACCGGCGCGUGCGGAACGCCCGCUGCGGCGGCGGCGGCGGCGACAGCGGCACGGGCCCGCCGUGCGCGGGGUGGGUGGAGGUGAUGGUGCCCGUGUUCUCUCGCGCGGCGUGGCGGUGCGCGUGGGGGAUGGUGCAGAACGACCUCAUCCACGGCUGGGGCCUCGACUACAGGCUCGGAUACUGCGCGCGGGGCGACCGCGCGAUCAAUGUUGGCGUCGUCGACAGCGAGUACGUGCUCCACCGCGGCGUCCCCAUGCUCAGUGACGGCGGCACGGCGACGCCGUCGGCGGGGCGCGCGGCGGUGAGGUUGCGGUCGUUCAAGGAGAUGCAGGUAUUCAACAGGAGGUGGGAGGUGGCUGCUGCGGAGGACGAUUCCUGGACCGAUCCUUAUCCUACGUCCGGCAGCAGAGCCUCGGACGGCGAGGUGAAGUCGUCAAGAUGA
Messenger RNA from Sorghum bicolor (sorghum), 2170 nucleotides. RefSeq lists its product as uncharacterized. The transcript has 6 exons. Gene Ontology annotation, biological process: nucleobase-containing compound metabolic process. The coding region runs from base 203 to 2170 and encodes 655 amino acids. Gene Ontology annotation, molecular function: nucleic acid binding; 3'-5' exonuclease activity. The record is from RefSeq and is a predicted model, not a curated record. NCBI's taxonomy places the organism in Eukaryota, Viridiplantae, Streptophyta, Magnoliopsida, Poales, Poaceae.